Molecule: messenger RNA, 219 nt
Organism: Rotaria sp. Silwood2
Lineage: Eukaryota; Metazoa; Rotifera; Eurotatoria; Philodinida; Philodinidae
Source: the annotation of a GenBank genome assembly
AUGUGGGGCGGUGGUUUCAAUCCUUAUGGAGGUUCAGAAAUGAGAUCUGACAUGUGGAUUCAACAAAAUGUUCCCGGCGGAUUAAAUAGUGGCAUGGGUGAAUAUCUUGACAAUAGAAUGGGUGGAAAUCCAAAUCCAACAUGGGGUCAAGCUUAUGGAGGUUACCCUGGAGUUGGAGGUUAUGGUGCUGGAUAUGGUUAUUCAUACGGAGGAUAUUAA